Aspergillus neoniger CBS 115656 is the source of this 1131-nucleotide messenger RNA. Its product is annotated as MFS general substrate transporter. The transcript is spliced from 5 exons. The coding region runs from base 1 to 1131 and encodes 376 amino acids. Lineage: Eukaryota; Fungi; Ascomycota; Eurotiomycetes; Eurotiales; Aspergillaceae. The record is from RefSeq and is a predicted model, not a curated record.
AUGGACCAACACAUCCUCUUCCUUCUGAGCUACGGCGUCUUCCUCGCCUACUUUACCUCGCAGUCUACGUUCCCCGGGAGUCGCACUCUUGAUUAUGCCUUUAUCGGAGGACUUUCCGCCUCACAGGCACUGUUCAUCUCGCCGUUAGUCACUGUCCUCCACCGCCGCAUAGGCCUCAAAGCCACCAUGGCUCUGGGCGUUUUGCUUGAAACUGCUGCCUUUUUGGGCGCCUCUUGGAGUGCCUGCUUUGGUUGGGGCCUCGGGAUGCAUCUCGCAGCCGGCAUUGCAACAGGCGGUAGUGGAACAGGAGGCCUGAUCUACUCUCUCUCAAUGCAUGUCCUGCUUGCGCGGUUCGGCCUGGGGUGGUCUUAUUGUAUUCUUGCUAUCUGCCAGCUCGUCGUCAAUGCGAUCUGUCUUCUUGUAAUCCGGGAUUGUAAAGGGGUAGCAGCACCCAACCGCUCGUUUUAUAUCAACUUCCGCCUCUGCACCCGGUAUGAGAUGUGGUUGUACCUUGGCUGGAGCUUCUUCAGUAUUAUGGGGUUCAUGGUCAUCUGGUUUUUAUUGGUGAUGUAUGGGCGCAGUGUCGGGUUGACUUCGAGUCAAGGUUCAAUUGUCACAGCGGUCAUGAAUGUUGGCCAAAUGGUGGGACGCCCUGCGGUGGGGUUCAUGUCGGAUGCUGUCGGCCGCAUCAAUAUUGCUACUUUUGCCACUCUCAUCAGUGGCUUGCUUUGUCUGCUUCUCUGGAUGUUUGCUCGCACUUACACUGCUUUGAUAUGCUUUGUCUUGUUUGUAGGUGUCUUCUUCGGCACUUUCUGGACGCUGAAUCUGGCCUCGAUUGUCGGCCCUCUUGGAGCAGAGGUUGUCGCUUUAGAGGAUCUGCAGUCAGGAUUGACGAUCAUGUGGCUGUUCUGCUCGGUCCCUGCAAUGUGUGAGCGUCUCUUUCCUCUCUGCCCGACGUCCUUCAAUACCAAUAUGUCCAAAGACAACGAAAUACUAAUCAGGUCGAGGAUAACAGUCGGAGAAGCCAUCGGUCUCGAGCUGCGAACCUCUGGACGGCAUGAAUUCUUGUAUACGCAGCUCUUCACGGGAUUUAUGUACAUCGGCGCCGCGCUAUGCCUGGUUAUGCUCUGA